UUGGAAGUCCGUGUAAUAAAGACAGACCGUGCAAAUCUGAAGGGUCGCACUAAUAGUCAUCAUGAAUUACAAAUUACGUCGCACCAAGACCGUUGUGGCAAUCGUUGCCAUAUGUAUGGGGUGCAUUGUUGUCUCCCUGAAUCGACAUCACAUUCUAGAUUUAAUUACAACAGAGGCGCUGGAUGGGAGCAAUGAUACCCGGCCUUAUGAGUGUUCUAACUGUUUUCCUCUAGACUUUAGAUUAAUGAUAACACCUGAUCGACUUUGUGACGGCGGUAGAGUCGACAUGCUUAUAGUUAUUUUGUCAUACGUCACUAAUAGGUUUGCCCGAGAUGCAAUCCGGUCCACAUGGGGGUCACUCUGCGUUUCACGAGAUUCCAACAUUCGUCUCGCUUUUGUUAUCGGUAACAAUCAAGACCAGGAAGAUAACGCAUUGUUGCUGAAAGAGAGUAGCGAAUUCCAUGACAUUCUCCAAGCAGACUUCCGGGACACCUAUAACAAUCUUACAUACAAAACAAUGACAGGAUUGAAAUGGGGUCACGAACGUUGCUCAAAUGCAAAAUACAUUAUGAAAACAGAUGACGAUAUGUUUGUUAACACAGAAAUAUUACCUAUUUUGUUGAAAGCUGCUCCGCGUAUUCAUUUCAUGGGAGGCUAUUGUUGGGGGCGCAAGGCUCCACUUAGACAGACUUCCUCGAAGUGGUACGUGUCUGUCAGGCAAUAUGGGAAACCCUUCUACCCACCUGUGUGCAGCGGCACUGGAUACAUGUUGUCCAGUGAUGUCGUUGGGCAAAUUGUAAAUGUUUCCAGGAAUAUACCAUUCUUUUACUUAGAAGAUGUAUAUAUCGCAUUUUGUGUUAACAAAGUUGGCGUUUCGCCAGUUAGUCUAACGGGCUUCUCAUACAAGUUUGUACCAUUUGUGCCUUGUGUGUACCGUAAUUCUGUUAUAACAUCCCAUCAUUUGACACCGGGGGUACUUAAAUAUUUUUGGACAAAAUCUAGGACUUGUGACCUGUCGAUGUUGAAGCCCGAACAGCUGUUCAAAAGCCGACGUGUUUAA
Molecule: messenger RNA, 1060 nt
Organism: Dreissena polymorpha
Lineage: Eukaryota; Metazoa; Mollusca; Bivalvia; Myida; Dreissenidae
Product: beta-1,3-galactosyltransferase 5-like
Exons: 1
Coding region: 62-1060 (332 amino acids)
Cellular component (GO): membrane
Molecular function (GO): hexosyltransferase activity
Source: RefSeq, a predicted model, not a curated record